AUGGAUGAGCCGCCAGUCAUCACCAUCUACAACCUCCCACCUAGCCGGGCUAGGUGGGAUAGGAUCGGGAUAUUCUACAUGACCUUUUGCGUCGUCUGGACCCUCCUCGUUCUUUCUGGUAUGAUCUUCUGCUGGAUCAAUCGCAAUGACCCAUUACUUCGACUUCGUGGAAUCGCCCUUUCAUUCUCAGCCAUAGUUUUGCUCCACGCCUACUGGAUCCUUGGCCAACUCGUCUACCCCAUCGGACAGACUAUGCCGAUCGUUCUCGCAUACAAUAUACAGUAUUUCUUCAUGGGCAUCUGGUUUCCGCUCGGAAUUGCUCUCUUCCAUGCAUCCAACAGUCGUCUUCUCCGUGUUGCGAAGAUGCAGAAGAAGUACAGCAGUGCCCAUUUAAGAGAUCAAUACAACUCUUCGGGACCUUAUAAUUCUUGGCCAUGUCGGUUUAGAUGCAUGGAAUACUCAAAGAAGUUGCUGCUGCUUACGGGGGCCGGUAUGUACGUUCAGAUUAUCUUGACAAUUGGCAUGUGGUUCGCAUGUCGCAAAUACCAUCCAACCUCUGGUAUUCCGGGUACCGAAAUCAAGAGUCAAACACUUCCCGAGCAAAUUGUUGAAUUAGGCCAAGGCUGGGAAUGGUGGCCGACUGUACUUUGGCAGGUAGUCUGGACAUGGAUGGUUGCACCAUAUCUGAUCUGGAAGACUUGGGGAAUUCAUGAUACUAUGGGGUGGCGGACACAAACUAUCGGCUGCUGCCUAUCUAGCUUACAUGCAACACCUAUGUUCUUGAUUGCAAGUUAUGUACCCGCAUUCGAACCGGUCAACGCUUACUUCCCGCCAAGUUCAUGGAUCCACGUCUCAAUAUUCCUCAUGGAAAUCCUUACUAUUUUUGUCCCUACGUUUCAACUCAUCAGACAACGCCUCUUUGUCAGGCGGGUCGAAAAUCUGAAUUUUGAGUGGGAAGCUUCCUUCUCAGCAUCAUCAUCGAUCCAAGAGCUCGAUAACCUACGAAGGGGCUUCGCGGUAGGCACUCAUCUACCGGUUCAAGUGGGACAUGAACUCUCAGAUCAGGAGAGGAAGGAGAUACUUCUGACUUCUAGCGCCUUCCACUAUACCCUCAAUAGCAACCCCAGGCCUCUCCAAGACUUUUCAGCCCUCAACGACUUUUCAGGGGAGAAUAUCGCUUUCUUGACAGAGGUGACAAGGUGGAAAAUCUCAUUGCGUGCGGAACCGAAUGAGAGAGAUGUACGCGAUGCGUAUAAUGGUGCACUUGAUAUCUACGCCAACUUUAUAAGUCCACACGAUGCCGACUUUCCACUGAAUCUUGCAUCGGCAGAUCAGAAGUUCAUGGAAAGGAUGUUCGAAGCAGCUGCGCGAGAAACAUACGGGCAGUCAAGCGUGCAUCCAGCUACGCCCUUCGACAGAACGACAUCUCUUGAGUCAGCACCUGUCUCAGGUAUGGAGAAGCCCUGCUACGCUGGGGUAGUCCCUGCGGAGUUUGGACCUAGGGUUUUCGAUAGCAUCGAGCAGCAUGUCAAGUAUCUUGUCUUGACAAAUACGUGGCCCAGAUUUGUUAAGCAAAUGCAGUCUCGGAGGCGUUCUGAGGAAACAACCAGGAGUGAUCAUUCGGCUUCGUCCGAGGCAACGAUGGUCAGUCGACUGUCACACAAAGUAUCUAAGCUGUUCUAUCAUAUCGAUUAA
Messenger RNA from Fusarium coffeatum, 1695 nucleotides. RefSeq lists its product as uncharacterized. NCBI's taxonomy places the organism in Eukaryota, Fungi, Ascomycota, Sordariomycetes, Hypocreales, Nectriaceae. The record is from RefSeq and is a predicted model, not a curated record. Bases 1 to 1695 code for a protein of 564 amino acids. The transcript is spliced from 5 exons.